UAAGUGUAAAGAGCAAUCGCAGGCGUCGCUUUGAAUAAGUUCAUGGCGGGCUGAUCGUACAUUUCCUCUUAAAUGAUGUCGAGUUCUCGAGAUGAAGUUUCCGCUAUGCAAGUCGAAACAGAUGACUUCAUUCUCUCCCUUACUUCUGUUGGAGAAGAAAAUGAUGAACAUACAGAAGUGAUAACAACAGAAGUCUCAGAUUUACCUCCUGAUUUAGUUAACACUGAUGUGGCUGAUUUGGCAAACAACCCCAGUCUAUGGCUUGGAUUAGAAGGAGCAUUGGAAUCGAAUGAUGCAGUAUCCAACAUGUCCAAUGUUUCUGGCAUAGUAGAGGAACAUGUUCAGACAAAUGAGUCAGCAGUGCAUUUAGGAAAUGACCCCAACAACUUGAAUAUGAAUGAUCUGGGUCAUUCUGAAGAAGUGGAAACUAUGACUAUUGAAGCUAUGGAGGUGGAUGUGCAAAACAUGGAAGUGAGCAGAAGUCAAGAGGUACACUCAAUACCCUUAGAAAGUUUUAUGGAUCAAAGUGACAUGGGAAUCAGUAUCAUGACAAGCCAGUGUGAUGAUAAAAAUGCGCCCUCGAUAACGCCAAUGUCCGUUUCCUUACCGGUAGUCGAACCAGUGACUAGAACUGUUUUCCCUCUGGGUCAAAUCAAGAAAACAAUUCCAGUUUCUUCCUCGACUCAGGUUACUAAAGUCGUGCUAGCACCCACAAGCCAAAAUCAAACUGGACAGCCAUUACUUCUUACAGUUCCAGCAUCAACAAGUGGAUUAACAUCUCUACUAACUCCGAAUACAAAUUUGCGGUUUGUUAAUGCCCUUAGUACAGAUGGCAGUAAAAUGUCGACCAUCGGUACACCCUCUUCAAACAUUCAUUCACAAUCUGUUCGCCUUAUGAGCCCGACCAAAACCAUCACACUUCAGCAAGCCCAACAGCUUGGACUUAUAUCGCCUAAAAAGGGGCAACCUUUAAUUGUAAAUAAAGUCGCCGUUGCCACGGCAAGUCAAGGAACCCCUACUACCAAUAUCUUGGCAGGAAAACAAGGAGCUAAAUUUGCAGGAGGAAACGUGACGUUGGUAAGAAGCGCCCCCACCAAAACACCAACGAAAAUUGCCCCAGCUCCCCCGCAGACAGUUGCAUCGAAUAUUUCAUCCAGUUCUUCAAUACAAAGCCAACCAACCAGCUUACUGAUAAAGAACGCUGCUGGACAAGUAACAAUGGCAGCACUGGUCCAAACUAGACCCAACGGUGGUAAUGUCACCAACAUGAACCCCCUUAGUCCUCAGAAGUUCGUACUGAGACCUUCUGCACCAGGCCCGAUCACUGCAGCCCAAGUUCGUCAAGGAAGUGGAACACAACCGGCUCAGUACAUAAGAUUAACAACAGCUCAAGCUUUAGCUGCCGGAAUACUCCCCGCAAUCGGAACCCACGGAGAACAGAGUGGUCAACAGCAGCAUUUUCAACUUGCCGGGAACAAGAUACAAUUAGUUCGCGUUGUUAACCCAUCUGCUGGAAACAACGGGUCGGGAAAUUUGGUUACUGCAUCAGGAACUUCAAAAGUUAUAAUCGGGGCACCUACUGCAAAUUCUAUUAAGAUUCAUUCAGCAAACAGUUCGCUGGCACAACAAACAGUUAAGGGAACAACUACUUUAACAAAGGCGGUAGGGCAAGUAAAGGGUGCGAUUUCCACUGUUAAUGUUCCUCCAGGAGCUCAACGUAUUAUACUACCUGCUGGAUCGAUGGGUUCCCUGGCAAGCGGCCUUGUGAUGGUUCCAGCUCAGUAUACUUCUCAGAGUUCAAUCGGGGUGAGUGGUUCGCCAGCAACAGUCAACUUCUCGACCGUUACAACCAGUGCUGCUACUGUUGUGUCAGAUUCUGUUGCUUCGCCGGUAGUAUCUAGCGUCAGUACAACUUCCCGUUUAUCCCAACAACCAAAAGCGGCUCCUCCGCCUUCUCCCGAGUCUGCUCAAAUGUCGGCUUCUGCAUCCCAGGCGAAAGCACAAAGUGUACUGGAAUCGAACGGACUCAAGCCGCGCAAGCCAUGCAAUUGUACCAAGUCGCAGUGCCUCAAACUUUAUUGUGAUUGCUUUGCCAACGGCGAGUUCUGUCAUGGUUGUAAUUGCGUCUGCUGCGCCAACAACUUGGAGCACGAAGAACUACGUCUGCGAGCUAUCAGAUCAUGUUUAGAUCGUAAUCCACAUGCAUUCAAACCCAAAAUUGGUGUCGGAUGGGGUCCGGAGCCAAGACGUCACAAUAAAGGAUGUCACUGCAAGCGCUCCGGCUGUUUAAAAAACUACUGCGAAUGUUACGAGGCCAAAAUAGCUUGCUCCGCCAUUUGUAAAUGUAUCGGAUGCAAAAACUGUGUCGAUCCUGCUGGUUCUCCGCCAGGACCUGGAGAGAAAAGACUCUCGAAAAUGGCAGCCCUUCAAACUAAUCCGAGCAGUUCUAGCGAUAGCCGAACGGUGAGCAAUCCAGCUUCUCACAAUAGCAAACAAGAAGACCGCGCCACUGAUCCUCCUAAAGGCUUUUCAAUACCUACAGCAGCUGGGUCGAGUAGGCCGCCGUUUAGUUUCAUCACCCAAGAAGUCGUGGAAGCUACGUGUCAGUGCCUUCUUGCCCAGGCUGAAGAGGCCGAAAGGCUGUGUAAAACCUCUACUGAAACGGAAGGCCUCGUUCUUGAAGAAUUCGGUCGAUGCCUACUUCAAAUAAUAGAAUACGCUUCCAAAGCCAAAGUCUCUGCCAGCCCUUGAUGAAACGUCGCCAACCGGGUCAGCAAUCGAACAGAGAUGGCCAACCAUCUCACGGAUUUCAUUUCUAAAUUUACUAUGUACAAAGUACGGUCCCAAUAGACUAUCCCCCAAAGGGUUUUAAACAACUCGCGGCCGUUUAGCUUCAGUCAAUUUUAAAGUGAAAAUAUGAUCGCAGAACAAUUUACAAAUAUUUUUAUUUACCUUUCUUUUACAGUAAAAUUAUAACCUCUUGUACAGCUAGGUAAACAGUGAGCUGCAUUGAAACUUUAAAGACAAACAACGAUUAAUUUCAUUGAGUUUCAAGUGGUGGUAGCGCCCAAAAAUAAGUCGUGAUUUUUGCCAAUUUUCGAAUUCUAUUGUCGAAGUUAAGUUGUUGAGCGCUACCACUAAAGAAUUGAAAUUAAAGGCUGUUUUUCUUAAAAAUGUACUAGUAGCUUAUUCUUUACCAAUGUGCAAACGAGGUUUUGAUUACGUUACUGUAACAAUAACAUUGUUUCAAGAACUAAUUUUUUAAUUACUAAAAAACAUUUAUAGUAUCUUUUCGGCUGUGAAUGUUUAACUCUUCGUUGAAUAGUCUAUUGUCCCAUAGUUUUAUACAUUAUAAUUUUUUAAGAAGAAAUCCAAUGAGAUGGUCGCUUUUGGUCGUUCGGCUUAAACUGACCCAAGCUUAGUAUAAAUGGAGCCGGGAUUUAUUUGUUGAUAGAACUCCGUGCAUGUCAUAGAUAUAUUAACCUUCUGUCUUUAUUGUUUUGCUACUGCUUCUUUUGUUCAUCUUGAGUUUUUUAGAUGUAAAAAUAUGGCUUCAAGGGGAGAUGAUUUAGGACUUUUUGACGUGGUUCAAAUAUACCAUAAUCUAAGGCUUGAAGAGAGUGAGUUAAGUUAAAUAGACACCAAAUAUAAUUUUUUUUUUCUUUGGUGUAAUUUUGGAAUAUUGGUGUAAUUUUCAUGCUCCUUUUUUUUAUAGAGCUGUGCAUUUUGUAUGGGUGAUAGCUAACUGGGUAACCAAAUCUAUAGCUCAUACCAAGUUUACUCGUUUUAACUAAAAAAAAUGGAAAUCCAAUGAUCUAUAAUAUUGAUUACUUUGUAAUGGUUGUUAUUCCCUUGACUUGUUUUACUUUUGGUUUUUAAAAUACAGAACGAUGUGGGUUUUGUA
Daphnia pulicaria is the source of this 3904-nucleotide messenger RNA. RefSeq names its product protein lin-54 homolog. Lineage: Eukaryota; Metazoa; Arthropoda; Branchiopoda; Diplostraca; Daphniidae. Gene Ontology annotation, cellular component: nucleus. The transcript is spliced from 14 exons. The coding region runs from base 73 to 2751 and encodes 892 amino acids. The record is from RefSeq and is a predicted model, not a curated record. Gene Ontology annotation, biological process: regulation of DNA-templated transcription.